Messenger RNA from Epithele typhae, 768 nucleotides. RefSeq lists its product as uncharacterized. The coding region runs from base 1 to 768 and encodes 255 amino acids. The record is from RefSeq and is a predicted model, not a curated record. The transcript has 7 exons. NCBI's taxonomy places the organism in Eukaryota, Fungi, Basidiomycota, Agaricomycetes, Polyporales, Epitheliaceae.
AUGGCACGACGUGCAUGCUUUGGCGCUGCGGCGGCCGACACGCCCCAGCCCAAGUCCAUGCGGGUGGCACUACACACUCGCCUGACACCAUCCUCCCUGUUCGACGACGAUACGCAGCUGCGUUCCUUUCGUACUCUGUGUCUGCUUGCGUCCGCAUACGACAACAUCACGGCGCUCAUAAGUCUCUCAUCAUCAUGGUCAUAUCCAUACGGCGUUGGAGGCCAUACCCAACAUGAGCACAAGCCCGGGGAGCGCGACUACGCGUGCAACAACGCGUGCGCACCGCCGGGCCCGAAGCAGUCACAGAUGGCCUGCAGGUGCGGGUCCACGGCCAUCGGGUGCUCAGGCGCGACGUGGAGAUGGAGCUUGGGGCGCGAGGAACGCGUUGCCGGAUUUGCACUGGUGCAAACGUACUCGCGACUGCUCCAGAGUACUCUGGAGAGGGUGCUCGGAGCUACUCCAGAGCACUCGGCUGCUCCGGCUACUCUCGAGACUCCGUUGCACUCUGGAGACAAGGUGUUUUUGCCUGAUGGAGUCGGUCCAGGAGGGGACUACGACAUCACCUGGGCAGAGGCAGUGGCAGUCGAGCUCGGGGGCGAAAUCGCGGAGCACCACAACCUCUUCGGGACGCUUCCCCCUGGCUCCCGCGUCGUCCGUGUGCGCUCGGACAACACAGCAGUGGUUUCAGUGGUCAACGCGGGCAGAGCCUUCUCCGAGCGCACCAACCAGGUGAUCACUAGCCCCAUUAUCUAUGGGGUAGAUGGGUGA